UAAAGUUGGGUGAAACAAAGAUGGCGGAUGCGAGAGAAUUACAAGCGAAUCUUACCGAAUAUCGUGCUCAGUUCAGACAGGUCGAAGCCGCGCUGACGACGGAUCCAGAUAAUGACGAACUCAUCAAGUUAAAACAAGAUUUACAGGAGGUGAUAAAUCUUACAUUAGAUCUUCUGAAGGUGAACGAGAAAACUGUCAUUCCCUCGGCUGCCUUCAAAUGGAAAGUUGGACAAAAAUGUCAAGCUGUGUGGAGUCAGGAUGGAAGUUACUAUGAUGCAACUAUUGAUAGUAUAUCAGAAGACUUCACAACAUGCACAGUUUCAUUUGAAAAAUAUGGAAAUACAGAAAUUGUAAAGGUUUCAUCACUAAGAGAAAAAGAACAAGCUGAUUCCUCCGCACCCAAAAGGGUGGCUGAAACUAGCAUCAUGGCUGCACCAAGCACUUCAAAGAAAUCUAGGGCCAAUGAGGAUGCUCUUCGUGAACAGAAAAAGAAGAAAAUGAUGAAAAAGAAACAAAGAGCCAAGGAAAUUGAAGAACAAAGGGAAAAAGACAAACAGAACUGGUUGGAUUUCUUCCAUAAUUCAAAAGGAGGUGGAUCCAGCAAAUCUGGAAAGAGUCUAAAGGGUGUGUCAAAAAAGAGCAUUUUUGCCUCCCCAGAAUCAAUACAGGGAAAGGUUGGUGUUGGAACAUGUGGAAUCGGGGGACAACCCAUGACGCAGUUCACACAGCCAGACAAACUUGUUUACAAGAGAUGAUAAUUCCGUUAGUGUCACGCUGUCACGAAACCAAGAAGAGUGACAGUGUAUACGACUUUAAAAACUCUAUUAAAACUGUACAGACACAUUUUGAGUUUACACUCCAUAUAGAUGCACAAUCAACCUUGCAGUUUUGUGGGUCUUAGUGAUCUACAAAAGUUUUUAAAGAUGAAACUGAGAUCAGCAAAGAUUAUCUCUCCCAGCUCGCACAGCUGCUGAGAGAAAUAUGAAUCGUCGGAUUAGGAACGUCAGAGUGCAGUCUCAACUGACAUUUUCAGGGUUAAAUAGCGAUUAGGAGGAUAGCUUUCGCUCUUCAUCUCGUGUUACCUCUCUAUAACCUAAACCAAUUUUGCCUUUAACUUGUUUGUUUUAUUUUGUUUUUACCAUAAAUCGUGUUUAAUUAGACUAGUUUCACUUGUAAGCUUAAUGAAUUAAGGUUUUGAAUGGUGAAUCCUCCACUCAAAUAUAUUAACUCCUAAGAGGCGUUUUAUAAACAAUUUUGGUUAGUUGAAUUAAAAGAACAAGUUAAAUGCG
Messenger RNA from Pocillopora verrucosa, 1289 nucleotides. RefSeq names its product survival of motor neuron-related-splicing factor 30-like. The record is from RefSeq and is a predicted model, not a curated record. Gene Ontology annotation, cellular component: cytoplasm; nucleus; precatalytic spliceosome. NCBI's taxonomy places the organism in Eukaryota, Metazoa, Cnidaria, Anthozoa, Scleractinia, Pocilloporidae. Gene Ontology annotation, molecular function: RNA binding. Gene Ontology annotation, biological process: regulation of alternative mRNA splicing, via spliceosome; mRNA processing.